This is a messenger RNA of Postia placenta MAD-698-R-SB12, 1425 nucleotides long. RefSeq lists its product as hypothetical. Gene Ontology annotation, molecular function: monooxygenase activity; oxidoreductase activity, acting on paired donors, with incorporation or reduction of molecular oxygen; heme binding. Bases 1 to 1425 code for a protein of 474 amino acids. The transcript is spliced from 11 exons. The record is from RefSeq and is a predicted model, not a curated record. Lineage: Eukaryota; Fungi; Basidiomycota; Agaricomycetes; Polyporales; Adustoporiaceae.
AUGCCGCCUGGACCGUUCCGUUGGCCCUUGAUAGGGAACACCCUUCAGGUGCCGCAAGUCCAUCCAUGGCUCACAUAUUCACGUUGGGCGCGUGUGUACGGUGACAUAUUUUACCUCGACGCUCUCGGUCAGCACAUCAUCGUGAUCAAUAGCGCCAGGGUUGCGCGGGAGCUGCUCGACAGACGAUCAUCGAUCUAUUCUGGGAGACCGCAUCUCGUAUGGGGGGACAGGAUGCUCAUCAUGCAACCUUACGGCGAUGAAUUACGGCAACAGCGACGGCUCAUAUCGCAGACCCUCAGUACCUCCACUAUCGGGCAAUACUAUGACAUUCAAGAAGCAGCCGCUCGCCGACUCGUACUCGGGGUCAUUGACAACCCUAGCUCUCUCGAAGGCCAGAUUAAGACGAACAUAGCGAGCAUUAUCAUGCUCGUGGUAUAUGGCUACACGGUCAAGGGCACGGAAGACAUGUUCGCUGAGAGGGCGAUCCAGGUCGUGGACAACCUCAGCCUGGCAGCAACGCCUGGAAUAUGCGCAAUCAAAUAUGUACCGUCGUGGAUGCCGGGGAUUUCGUCCCUCAAGACAGCAAAAGCGUGGCGCAAGCUACUUCAUACGACUAAUGGAAUGACGGCUCCUUGUAUUCUUUCUGGGGUGAUCAAUCAUGCUGCUUGUCUCCAGGAAAAUGGCACAGCGCACUUGCCUAAUCUAUGUGCGUCAGUCCUGUCAGACGCGGAGGGCAAGGCGACCCUUCAGCUGGAGGAAUCCCUUAAGUGGGUGGCAUUUUCCGUUCUAACAGGUGGCCUAGAUACUAACAUCUCGACAAUUAUAUCGUUCAUUCUAGCCAUGCUGCGUUUCCCAGAUGUGCAGAAGAAAGCACAGGCUGAGAUUGAUGCUGUAGUGGGAAGCGAGCGGCUUCCGCAAAUAUCGGACAGACCGUCGCUACCAUAUAUCCGAAGCGUGAUUGCUGAGACAUACCGCUGGCUUCCCGCUACUCCCCUAAGUGUCCCACAUGCACUGGACGAAGACGAUAUCUAUGACGGUUCCUUCCUGCCCAAAGGCUCGAUAAUUAUGCCGAAUGUGUGGCACAUGCUGCAUGAUCCUAAUAUCUACCCCGAGCCGGAUGCGUUCAAACCCGAGCGCUAUGGCGGUAGCGAUAUCGAGAUGAAGAAGGUGACAGACAUCGCAUUUGGAUUCGGCCGGCGCGCAUGCCCUGGAUUCUAUUUCGCUCAAGGCACAAUAUUUUCAAUUGUCGUGACCGUGCUGGCAACGUGCGACAUAGUGCCCAUCGUCGAUAAUCAUGGGCGAGAGAUUAUUCCCGAUGUCAGAUAUUCAACGAAGAUCAUACUUUGCCCUGAGGAUGUCAAAUGUACAUUUCGCCCACGGUCAGAGCAAGCUAAAUUGGCGCUCGUCGACACGUGUUCGGACUGA